AUGAUUGAUAAUAGUAAUGCAAGAGUUGUUGUUGAAGAUAAAGUCAAUGCAGAUGAUGCUAAUAUAGAUGAAACUAAUGUAGUUGUAAUUGAAAAAGUAGAUGAUAUUGAUACAGACAACAAGGCUGGUAUAAGCAAAGUCAGUUUGGAUAAUUUAUAUUUAUUGGCUUUUACACCUUGCUUAUCUGAUGGUUAUCUAGAACACUGUAAAGUAUUAAAGUUUGAGGAGAUAUUAGAAAUG
Messenger RNA from Dentiscutata heterogama, 240 nucleotides. Lineage: Eukaryota; Fungi; Glomeromycota; Glomeromycetes; Diversisporales; Gigasporaceae. The record is from the annotation of a GenBank genome assembly.